Bemisia tabaci is the source of this 3291-nucleotide messenger RNA. RefSeq names its product Bardet-Biedl syndrome 9 (gene BBS9). Gene Ontology annotation, cellular component: membrane; BBSome. Lineage: Eukaryota; Metazoa; Arthropoda; Insecta; Hemiptera; Aleyrodidae. The record is from RefSeq and is a predicted model, not a curated record. Gene Ontology annotation, biological process: cilium assembly.
AGUGUUUUCCAAUUUCGGAAUAAUCUGACUUGUAUUAAUUUUUAUAAUGUUGAAUUUUACAACGUACUUCUGUCGUUUUAAAUAAGUUACGUUCUUUGAGGUUUAUUGUUUUUGAUUUCAUUUGUUGAAAAUUAAUCCAACGUCCAGUUUCGAGGCUGGUGACUUUACUUGAAAAAAAAAAUUGUGAGUAAUAACCUCAGUGGUUCGUCGUACGCCCGUUCUGAUUUGAAGAAAUUAAUUAAAAUAAAAAGAGAAAUACGUGUAGGUGUUUGAUGAUCGCUUUUCAGCCUUUCGGAUUUACACAUUUUUUUAAAAAAAAUCUAGAAUGCAAAUACUUUCACGCGGAGAAUCUGUGGCGGUGUCUCAUUCCCUCCCAACUAUGUCUUCAAUAAUCUUUCAAUGGCAACAAUAAAAGCGACAAUGGAUUGAUUGAGAGGGAGCCUCGGUGUGGACCGAUGCUAGGGCGGCAACGACGGCAUGUCCCUGUUCAAAGUGAAGGACCAAUGGCUGACGACCUGCGGGCAGGACGAGACCUUCGACGCGAGUUCAUUGGCGGUGGCCGAUCUCAACGGCAAAGGCUCCGACCAGAUCAUCGUCGGCAGCCACAGCGGGUAUUUGCGGGUCUACGAAUGUGUUGCCGAAAACUCCGCCGAAAUCGAGUAUACUCCCGCCUGCCUCCUCAUCGAAACAUAUUUGGAACAACCUAUCCUCCAGGUUGCCGCCGGACGCUUGACGAGCGGAAUAAAAGAGCGUCAUAUUGCAAUUUUGCAUCCUUACAAGGUUGCAGUCUACGCACUCUCCAUCAUCGAAGGAACAGUGGAACACGGGACGGAAACACGGUUGGUAUUGAUGUACGACCACGUGCUGCUGAAAUCAACAUACCAGUUGAUUGUCGGUCCUUUCGGAAGCGUGAGGGACCGCGAUUUCCUGUGCGUCCAGUCUCUGGACGGUGUUCUCCUCUUUUUCGAGCAAGAAACUUUCGUCCUGAACAGAUCCUUGCCGACGUUCCUGCUUCCGUCCCCUAUCUGCUACGUGCCUCAGACAGACUCUUUCAUCGUUUUCAAUGCUGAGUGGACUCUUGAAAGUUACAGUUAUCAGGCUCUAGGAGACAGCUCAGAUCGGAAGUUGAACCCAUCGUGGCGGUACAAUUUAGGUGAGCCGAUCUUAGACAUCCAGAACUUGAUAAUGAAUAUGAGAGAAUCAGCAAUAUUCGUGUUGGGCGAGAGGAAUCUCUUCUGUUUCAGUGAAGUCGGACUCAUGCGAUUCAUGAAGCGGCUGCAAUUUACACCCAUGUGCUUCCACCCUUAUUUUAUAGCUGAAGGAGAAAAACUAAUGGUCUUAGUGGUGAGUGAUACGGAAACAGUCCUGGUGUACGAGAAAACUGUUUUACGAUGGUCUGCCCAUUUGUCUUUAUCACCAGUGGCCAUUUCAAGAGUGAAUUUCAAGGCUCUUAAGGGGUUGAUCGCGGUUUUGUCCGAAAGUGGCGAGUUGAGGUGUGGAGUUUUGGGCACGGAGCCUUCGCUUUUUGUCGCCCCACCGUUGAAGACGAAAAGCGCGACUCACCAACAAAAUGAGACAAAAUUAAAGCAGCUAAAAGAAGAGAUUAAAUACCACGCAUCUGCAGGAGCAGAUCUUCGAAAUAGUAGCAGCACUUCUACAGACAGUGAGCUGAAGGCGUUGUAUAAGUGUGUCUUAAAUUCCGAUGAGAAUACUUGUCAAAUACUACUGGAACUAUCCCCGAAGUCCUCCCUCAGUGAUAUUCAAAUUUCAUACGAGGCAACACCACCGAUAUGUUUUCACGCACCCGUUCAAAAAUUGCCCAUUCUUUGUGAUAAAACUAUGAUAGAAAAUCAAGUGGUACUAGACUACAACUACGAUAUCGCUGUUCCCAGCUCCUGCGAACUGCUAGUGUUUAUAAGUUACUUCAAUAGUAGCGGGCUUCCAAAAGUUCUGCGACAAUCGACGAAUGUGCCAGAUCAAUUUAUUUUUGAUUCAUUUUUUUCUGCGAACGAUACCUCGCAAAAAACGCCUGGCGUGUCCACAAUAGGCAACUUGCUCAGCGUCACCCUGACUGCUGCUCAAUCUAUUGCUCUUCCAAUUUUGUUCUCAGAGUUCGUGAACGAUAGGUGGGAGGCGGCAGGAUGUACCGAUUCACGCGCCGAUUUCAUGAUCCGCAGCCCCACAGGAGAUGAGACUCCUCUCAGAUUCACAGUCAGCUUGGAGGAAGGUGCCAAGUACAAAAUUGAAUCGAAUUCGACGGCAUGUCUCUCGCUCGGAGCCCGAAGUCUCGUAGAACGGUAUCAGCGACAUCUGCUUAGCGAAAAGCUCUCUCGAAGUCAUUCUGGGAACCAGCCGCUGACCUACAUGUCACAUUUACCCGUGGAUAGCUUCCUCAAAGUUGUCGACAAAUACCAUGGACUUGUUACUCGGCAAAAAGAUUUAGAGACUGAAUUGGCGGAACUCACUUGCCAGAGCAGAGCGGUGCAGAAGCGGUUGUUGAUCAAACUCAAGGACAAAAAAAUCGACUCUCUAAGAAGUCUCGAGUCCCUCCACGAGGAUACGCACUGGAGCAUUUUGAAGCUCUCCCGAGAAGUCGAGACCCUGCAACAGGCUGUCAAGGGCUGCAGUAGUGAAUUACACGGAUUCCUAGGACUGUUGAUUUUUCUGCUCAGUUUAACCCCGCACAUUUCGGACGAGGAGUUGAAGGACUUCGAACUGGCAACGUCUUCCACUUUUUAUAAUUCAGAGAGUCAGAAUUGGCUUGAUGUAACUUACUCUGCACUACAAUAUAUCUUACAAAAAAGCGAGAAGUCGGACACUUUCGUGGCGAAACCUUUCGAAAAUAUUGAAGAGUUUAAGCAGAUCUUGAUGCAAGCAAUCAAUAGAUUGAGCAAAGGAAUUGCACAUCAGAUUUUAGAAGAACAAAGAGGCGUGUUUCCUAUCCUGGAAACUGACAACGAGGAGGAAUCAGCCGACGAGACUUCGCUCACGGCUCAAAAACCCUUCAACAGCCAAGCAACCGGUGUAAUGAAAUUGUCACCUGUCGCCGAAACAACGCAACCAAAUUCUCUGGAUGAGAUAUUUUUUUGACACAAGCAAAAUUCGGGGCCUACGCAUAUACUCACACGGGUGGGAUCUAUACAUACCUUUUUUGUAUCAUUCUUUUUGUAUCAUUUUUCUCUAGAAGUUUUUAAAAGUCAUAGCAAAGCUCGUGUAUUCUUGAUUUUUGCUUAUACCUUAUAGAUGUUAAUUAAUAUUUUUAUUGAAAACUUUUAAUAAAACAUUUUCCGA